AUGGCAAGUCCCACUGGAUCGGAGACUCCCUUCUUGGCAGCAGUUCCUGGCUUAAUACCAACCCAAGUAUUGCCGGAAGAGCCUAAUCUCAUACAAGCUCAGUUUAUAACGAACGAUCCAGGAGUAAUGCAAACUCAUAUUUUGGUGCAUGAUUCUGCUUUGAUGCACACUCAAGUUUUAAUGCAAGAUCCUGUAUUCAAGCAUACGCAGAUUUUAUUGCGCGAUCCCAACUUCAUUGAAACUCAAAACCUUAUGGAAGCGGAGGAAUUCGUGGGCUCAGAAAGUGAAGAGCCAGCAUUAACCGCCGCACAACCCAGCUGCUUAAUUGCUGCUUUGAUCUCUUUAGUCGUAUUCAGCGUUUGCCUGGCAUUGAUUCCCUCACUCACAUCGUUGUACCUGCCCGAUAAAAGCGUCCCCGUCGUACGAUCAAAUCUCUCUGCUUACUCGAAUCCAUGGUCACUCCGAUAUCUCACGAACUUCACUGUUCCUGCAGGCUAUGCAACAAGACGAAAACGGGCCAACUCGCCCUACGACAAAUCUUCGUUGGGUAGAGCAUUCUCACAAGCCAUGUCAUUCCCAGCCAACACCAUCGUAGUUGUUGUGUGCAGCUUGAAUAUAGGUAGUGGAAGACGACGUCGCCAACAGGAUACACAAACGACAUCGGCCAACGUAUAUAUGGAUGUUAUUGUCGACGUGGUGCCUCCUGCACGAUGUCAGUAUUCAGUUCACUGUCAAAGCAACUUUCGAGACGAGAUUGUGAACAAGUUCCAAGAGACUCAAACGUUCAGUCUGUCAGCGAAUUUGACAACCGGGGAGGCGCUACCUGUUGCUUUGAAAUUGAUCUAUCUUAUCGAACAAGGUGUGACCACUCCAGCUCCAAAUGAAACCCCAGCCGCUACUACAUCACCAACGACACUGACAACAACAACGGAUACUACUACUGCAUAUGCUGCCAAUGGGACAACUACACUUCCACUGGGGGCCACUACAGGUGCUUCGAGUACUACCACACUCAGCGCAACCACAGUUUCUACCGUUCCUGGUACCACAACAAGUACCACUACCACUGCAGCCACCACUCCCACAACAAGUACCACUACCACUGCAGCCACCACCUCCACAACAACAACUACUACUACUACCACAUGCUACUAUGGUAAAGACAAAGUUCAACUCAUCGAUGGAACCCAACGCUCUAUCGAACAUCUACACAUCGGCGAUCGCAUCUGGACACUCACUCCACCUGCACAAACACCCAUCCAAGAUGAGAUCAUCCUCAUCAUGCACAAUGGCACAAAUCUACCUGCAUUGUUUUAUGUGUUCACCACGGUGAAUGGUAACCAAGUGAGAAUCACAGAACGACAUUUCAUUCCAGUCUACGAUAACAAAGAGCAGCAAGUCAAGGUAAUUCGUGCAUCGUUUGUACAGCCAGAACACUACCUGUUGAUGAACAACAAAACAUUCCAAGAGACUCAAACGUUCAGUCUGUCAGCGAAUUUGACAACCGGGGAGGCGCUACCUGUUGCUUUGAAAUUGAUCUAUCUUAUCGAACAAGGUGUGACAACUCCAAGCUCAACGGAGGCAUCGACUACUACGACGGAAUCUACAACGAUUUAUAGUACUACCGUACCCAUUAGCACUACAACAGUUACUUUAGCGCCAGGUGCCACGACAGGUUCUACAGUAACCGGUGCGACUACCACAACAGCUAAAGCAACCACCACAACCAAAUGCUACUAUGGUAAAGACAAAGUUCAACUCAUCGAUGGAACCCAACGCUCUAUCGAACAUCUACACAUCGGCGAUCGCAUCUGGACACUCACUCCACCUGCACAAACACCUAUCCAAGAUGAGAUCAUCCUCAUCAUGCACAAUGGCACAAAUCUACCUGCAUUGUUUUAUGUGUUCACCACGGUGAAUGGUAACCAACAAGUCAAGGUAAUUCGUGCAUCGUUUGUACAGCCAGAACACUACCUGUUGAUGAACAACAAAACAGUUCCCAUCCGUACCAUAUCAACACAAACAGGAGUCGGCUUCUAUGCACCCCUGACACUAUCUGGCUACUUGACAGUGAAUGGCAUUUCCACUGCAGUGUUCUCUGACUGGUAUGAAACUUCAUUCGAAACGAUUCAACGAGUGUUUCUUCCAGUUCGUGUAUAUUAUCAGCUGAGUCGAUGGAUGUUUGGAAGUGACUACAAUCCUAUCUGUUUACCAUACAAAAAACUUGCAAUGCUGACUACGUUCUUAGAAACACAAGAAUUCGAAGAACCAACAUUUCCUCCGAAACGAUCAACCUAUAUCAUCGCCGGUGUCAUAUGUUUACUACUCUUCAGUAUUUCCCUAGUUUUGAUUCCAUCACUCACAUCGUUGUACCUGCCCGAUAAAAGCGUCCCUGUCGUACGAUCAAAUCUCUCUACUUACUCGAAUCCAUGGUCACUUCGAUAUCUCACGAACUUCACUGUUCCUGCAGGCUAUGCAACAAGACGAAAACGGGCCUACUCGCCCUACGACAAAUCUUCGUUGGGUAGAGCAUUCUCACAAGCCAUGUCAUUCUCAGCCAACACCAUCGUAGUUGUUGUGUGCGACUUGAAUAUAGGUAGCGGAAGACGACGUCGCCAACAGUAA
Molecule: messenger RNA, 2625 nt
Organism: Adineta ricciae
Lineage: Eukaryota; Metazoa; Rotifera; Eurotatoria; Adinetida; Adinetidae
Source: the annotation of a GenBank genome assembly